Aspergillus affinis is the source of this 3984-nucleotide messenger RNA. RefSeq names its product C6 transcription factor. Gene Ontology annotation, molecular function: RNA polymerase II cis-regulatory region sequence-specific DNA binding; zinc ion binding; RNA binding. The transcript is spliced from 10 exons. Lineage: Eukaryota; Fungi; Ascomycota; Eurotiomycetes; Eurotiales; Aspergillaceae. Gene Ontology annotation, cellular component: nucleus. Gene Ontology annotation, biological process: regulation of transcription by RNA polymerase II; DNA-templated transcription. The coding region runs from base 1 to 3984 and encodes 1327 amino acids. The record is from RefSeq and is a predicted model, not a curated record.
AUGACCGCGCGUGGGAGUGUUGGCCUGAGGCAUCAACAACGGGAGGCCCGCCAGUCUAGACCGCCUGUCUCAUCGGGCCUUGAGUCACACAAGCGGGAGGCCGCAGGUGGAAGAGCCGGUCCUGUCGCUCCGGCGCAACGCGGAGAAUUGGGAACAGUCGGGAAUAGGAGUUUUGAAUUCCAUCUUGCGUACCUCUUGUCAAUCUCCUCGUCGCUGUCCCAUCCCGCCGCCAUCUCGUCCUCUGAACCGCUUCUCUUUUUUCGCCCCAACCAAUACGUACAUCGUAUUGCUCUACUAGUUCCAACAGGUUCGCCGCCAGCCCGUGGACUCGUUGCGCCCCUCCUUAACUUCCUCUCGUCAGCCAUCUUCUCGUUUUUACUCCCCGGCAAUCUGGCGCGAGUAUCGACUGCCUACAUCUCUCAUCUAUUAACCUCCGUACUCGCCGACGCCGCCGUCUUUUCUCGCUUCCUGGACUCUCCGCUGGGUAAAACAGCACCGAGUUUCCUAUCGCCCCACGCUGAGAUCCUUUUCGCGCUGCUUGGAACUGCCAGGUUGACCGCUGAGACGUGGUCCUUGGAAUCCCCAGCUACCAAAGUGGGAAUCUGCUUUCACUUGCGGCCUUUCUCAAAGCGCUGCGCUGCUGCUGUCGCCUACUCGAAACUAAAAUGCAACCGUGCCCACCCAUGUGAGAACUGCGUUAAACGAGGCGAUGCUGCCUCCUGUUCAUAUGCCCAGGCCAGCACGCGCAAAAAGAACUCCCCGCAACAAGCGGCGGCGAGCUCCCCGGAUGAUAUGCAGAACCGGAUCGACCGAUUGGAAAGCUUGGUUCUGUCGCUGAUGACCAACGGAUCGCAGUCCGCAGGCCCUGCCGCCGCCAUGGCCGCGAUCUCAGGCAAUAGUAGCAGUAUUAGCUCGGCCCAACCGACGACGGAUCUGGACAUCGACGAGGAUGCGCAUGGAGGGCCCGAAGAAAGUGAUACUGAGCAAGUGACGAAAUCAUUUGGUAUCAUGAAGGUCGACAACAACAACAAGUCAUACUAUGUCAGCGAGGCUCAUUGGGCGGCCGUGCUCAGCGAUAUCGCCGAAGUUCGUAACUACUUCACCACGCACAAAAAGCAAUACGAGGAGCAGGCGGAAAAGCUCAAGACCACGAUGCUCCCAACCGAUGUGUCAGGUUCGGCUCUUCUAUUUGGUACGAAUAAGGCAGCCAGUCGGGAAGAGAUCAUGUCGUCGUUCCCCUCAAAAUACACCACCGAUAUCUUGAUCGCUCGUUAUUUCAGUUGCUAUGAUCCCGCGACGCACAUCCUUCAUGGCCCCACAUUCCAGUCUCAGUAUAACAAGCAUUGGGAGGACCCCUCAGAGACCUGUAUCGUCUGGAUUGGCAUGCUCUUUGCUAUGAUGCGGCUUGCUAUGCUGUCGUAUCAUCGGGAAGGGGAUGAACCUCCAGAAUUUAGGGGCAAAUCUCUGGACAUGGCAGGAACGUUUCGAAAUUUGAUGGCACAGUGUCUCACGUUGGCCGAUUAUACUAAGCCUUAUCCUUAUUUGAUCGAGUCACUAAUAUUCCAUCUUCAUGGUGACUAUUGUCAGUCGAAGGAAGCGGAUGUAUCGGUUUGGGUGCUUGUGGGUGUGAUCACGAGGUUGGCCAUGAGAAUGGGAUACCAUCGGGACUCUAAAAUGUUCCCUAACAUCACUCCCUUCCAAGGAGAAAUGCGGCGGCGCGUCUGGGCUUUUGUGCGUCAAGCCGAUCUAUUGUUCUCUUUCCAGGUCGGUCUACCCAGCAUGAUCCGUCCCUUGGAUAGUGAUACCGAGCUGCCUCGCAACUUGUACGACGACGAUUUCGAUGAGGAGUGCAAAGAACUUCCCCAAUCACGCCCACCCAAUGAACCUACUCCGAUCUCGUUUCUCAUCGCCAAAGCACGUUUGACUUUGGCUUUCGGCCUCGUUGUCGAACAAUCCGCGCCGCUCCAAACUCACUCAUAUGAUAAGGUCAUGGAGGUGGAUGCAGAGCUUCGUAGAGCCAGAGAUCUGGUUCCUGAGCAUCUUCUUGUUCGCCCCAUUGAGGAGUCGCAAUUAGAUCCUUUGAAUAUUGUCAUGUCGCGAUACACGGUUAUGAGCGUCUACCAUAAAGCGCAAAUUGUUCUUCAUCGGCGCUAUCUUGUUCGAGCACGCGAAAACCCUCGGUUCACAUACUCCCGAAGGUCCUGCAUUGACUCCGCAAUGGAGCUUUUGCGGUUCCAGUCGAUGCUUUAUGUUGAGGCCGGUCCCACUGGCCGUCUGCAAAGCAGACAGAACCGCGUCACUGCCCUCUGUUCCACCGACUUCCUACUUGCUGCUACCAUCGUUUCCCUUGAUCUCUACCAUGGGCAUCAGCUGCAAGCGGGAGGGCGAGCUUCGGGUGAUACCUACGCAUGGGGCAGAGAACGCCGUGAUGAAAUGCUGGCCGCUUUGCAGCGCUGCAAGGAAAUUUGGGACGGGCUAAGUGACGAGGCGAUGGAGGCCUGGAAGGCUUCGGGCGCACUUGGAGUAAUGCUUUCUCGGUUAAAUCUGGGACACUCCGAUACCAAUGCGUCUGCCCCAGCAUUCGAACCGCAGGAUGAGAAACAAAAUGCUGCAAUGACCCUGGGGCUACUUAGUAGUGGAAUGAGCCCUAUGAAUCCGGGACCGCCACCAUUCAACGAUGGUGGACUAAAGAUGGAAACAUCAAUGCCAACGCCAGGAGGGCUUGGAACAACAGCUACCGAUCUCACCGGCGCCCCUUCACCUUUCAGUUCCAUGUUCGGACAGAUGCCUGACAUGCAACUCAACCUGGACUGGAAUGCUUGGGACACUUAUAUUCAAAGUUCAACGAUAGACCUCUCGAAUCAAUGGUGGCCAUCCAUGGACAUGCAACAACAACCACCACCACCACCGCAAGCACAACAGCAAAUCCCGAACCCGCUAUCUCCAAACCAGUUACCAACGCCACAAAAUCCUUCCCCAGACAGGUCUCGACCGCUACCAUCCUUCCCUAAUAUGCAUUGCUUCCGCAGGGCCGCAAGUCGGCUGAUUACCUCGACGACCUCCACACCGGCACGCUCGUCGUGGAUGCUUGCUUCUCGCUCGUCUCGCACGACAUUGCUCCCUCGAUUGCCGCAACCGCUCUCCCAGUAUCGAUGGAACAGCAAUGAGGCGUCAAACCAGCCCGAACCCUCGAAGCAGGACGCCGCGAAGGAACAGGACAUCAGCAAUGAACAGGUGAUCGAAGCUGCCACCCAGGCUGUCGAACAAGGAAUCACGAGGACGAAUGAAAUCGCUUCCGAGGUAGCGGCAUCAGGAAUUCAGGAGCAGAUGCCCUCUCUGGAGUCACUCCAACAGACUGCCGAAGCAACCCCUGGAAUGGCCAAGCGCCGGAAACGCAUGCAGGUUCUGGGAGAAGCGCCUAAACCGAAGGAAACUAUCUUUGUCGGCAAUCUCUUCUACGAUGUGACGGCGGAGGAUCUGCGGAAGCAGGCGGAGAAGUAUGGAAUCGUGGAGAAAGUCCAUCUUGUUUUUGAUAACCGGGGAAUCAGUCGCGGAUUUGGUUAUGUUCAGUUCGAUACCAUCGACUCGGCCAGGCGCGCCCUCGAAGCAAUGGAUGGGCGCGUUUUUGAGGGGCGUUAUACCGUCGUGCAGUUCGCGAACACUAACCUUGACCGCCAAAAAGCGCUGAAGCCUCCAUCGCGCGCGUUAUACAUUGGUAACUUGGCGUUCGAGAUGACCGAUCGGGAUCUCAAUGAGCUCUUCAAGGACAUUGUCAAUGUGAUCGAUGUCCGCGUGUCGGUUGAUCGUCGUACCGGCCAACCUCGAGGAUUCGCUCAUGCCGACUUUACCAGUAUCCAGAGUGCCACAAAGGCACUUGAAAUCCUCAGCAAAAAGGCGCCGUACGGAAGAAAGCUAUUUGUCGACUACAGCCAUUACACCAAAAAAGGAACUUUCGGUAGGAUUAAGGACCAGGAAGAGGAGUAG